Messenger RNA from Delphinapterus leucas (beluga whale), 599 nucleotides. Lineage: Eukaryota; Metazoa; Chordata; Mammalia; Artiodactyla; Monodontidae. The record is from RefSeq and is a predicted model, not a curated record.
AUGUUGCAUACUCCCGCGCCCGGGCCCGCUCGGGGCCGCGCGGUGGUCACGCUCCGACGGGCUCUGCCCAGCAAGACCCGGCCGGUUCUGCUGGGCGCCCUGCCCCGGCCCUGCCCCGGCGUUCAGGCCGAGGCUGCCGCGCCUUACCUCCGCCUCAGGCACCCUCGCGGCCGGCGUCCCCGCGCGGCACGGCGUCCCCCGAGCGCGCCUUCUCAGGGUAGAGGAAAGGUGGUACCUGAACCACUCAGUACGGAGUCACUUACUCUGGAUGUUUACAGAUACAAGGAUUCAUUGAAAGAAGACCUUCCGAAAGCAGAUCUUGUUAUUAGUCACGCAGGUGCAGGAAGCUGUUUGGAGAGUCUGGAAAAAAGAAAGCCGCUCACAGUGGUUAUAAAUGAAAAGUUGAUGAACAAUCAUCAGCUGGAAUUGGCAAAGCAGCUACACAAAGAUGGGCAUCUCUUCUACUGUACCUGCAGCAUGCUUCCUGGGCUGUUACAGUCAAUGGACUUUUCAACACUGAAAUGCUUUCCUCCUGGCCAGCCAGAAAAAUUUUCUGCAUUUUUGGAUAAAGUUGUUGGAUUACAAAAAUAAACACUAAA